AUGUCCUCCCCUCUCGAGAACACCAAGCUCUUCACCCCGCUCACGCUGGGCAACAUCACACUCAAGCACAGAGUUGUCAUGGCCCCUCUCACCCGUGAUCGUUCGCCCGAGCAUAUCCCCGAUGACUUUGUCGACGAGUACUACGCGCAGCGCGCCUCAGACGGAGGUCUGCUCAUCUCCGAGGCUACGCAUAUCUCUGUUAUGGGUGGAAACUACCACGGAGUUCCCGGAAUUUUCACACCGGAACAGAAGCGCGCAUGGAAGAAGACUACCGACGCGGUUCACAAGAAAGGCGGAUUCAUCUACUGCCAGCUGUGGCACAUUGGACGCGUUGCGCACCCGGCAAACAUGGGUGGUCGCACUCCCCUUUCUUCCUCCGCCACUGAAAUCGAGGGCAACGUUGUUUACUUCACCCCCAAGGGGCCCCUUCCUGGUGUUAAGGCUGCCGAGAUGACCUUCGAGGACAUCAAGAUCACAAUCGAGGACUACGUUCAUGCCGCACAGACCGCCAUCGACGCCGGUUUCGACGGAGUUGAGGUCCACAGCGCCAACGGCUACCUCCUCGACCAGUUCCUGUGUGACAACAUCAACCAGCGCACCGACAAGUACGGAGGCUCCAUCGAGAACCGCUCCCGUUUCCCUCUUGAGGUCACCGACGCCGUCAUCGCCGCCAUCGGUGCUGACCGCGUUGGAAUCCGGUUCUCCCCCUUCGGCUUCUACCAGGAGACCAAGAGUUCGGACAUCCACGGCCAGUACGGCCACGUCAUGGCCGAGUGCGACAAGCGCGGUCUCGCCUACGUGCACCUGGUCGAGCCCCGCAGCGACCUCAUGAACAGCGACAGUGUCAAGCAGCAGCAGCUCAGGGAGCUCGCGAAGGCGCAGGGCAAGACCGAGGAGGAGAUGCUUACCAUCAAGCCCUUCCGGGAGAUCCUGAAGAACACCCCUCUCAUCACCUGUGGUAGCUUCAACGCCGAGAACUCUCUCCAGCCUCUCGAGUCGAACACUGCAGACGCCAUCGCUUACGGUCGCUACUUCAUCUCCAACCCCGACCUGCCCCACCGUUUGGCGAAGGGCCUCGAGUUCACCCCAUACGACCGUAACACCUUCUACACCACCGGUCGCGAGGGUUACACUGAUUACCCCACUUACGCUGAGGCGAAGUUGUAG
Tricharina praecox is the source of this 1167-nucleotide messenger RNA. RefSeq lists its product as uncharacterized. The coding region runs from base 1 to 1167 and encodes 388 amino acids. The transcript has 4 exons. The record is from RefSeq and is a predicted model, not a curated record. NCBI's taxonomy places the organism in Eukaryota, Fungi, Ascomycota, Pezizomycetes, Pezizales, Pyronemataceae. Gene Ontology annotation, molecular function: oxidoreductase activity; FMN binding.